Molecule: messenger RNA, 3216 nt
Organism: Colias croceus (clouded yellow)
Lineage: Eukaryota; Metazoa; Arthropoda; Insecta; Lepidoptera; Pieridae
Exons: 2
Coding region: 1866-2891 (341 amino acids)
Source: RefSeq, a predicted model, not a curated record
UUUAUUUAUUUUAUUUAAAUAAAUCUAUGUGUUCUAUCGUUUGAUUCAUUAUUCACUUUUGAAAAUAAAUAAUUUAAUUUCUUUGAGUUAUUUUUUGCCACUAAUAAAGCUGUUUCGUCCUCUUCCUCCACAUUGAAGCUGGCUUCCUUGUCCAACAAGCGGGCUGUCAAAUUGAUUAUUGUUUGUUGCUUCGGGUCGAGUGAUAUCCAAGCCUGACGAAGAGAUCUAUAUUUUGGGGGCAAUGUACUUAAUACUUUUGUUAUAAUAGCUCUCUCACUGAUGUCCUCUCUAUUCUCUUUUAAUUGUUUGGCCAUGCUGAUUCACAAUUUUCGAUAAGUGCAACUUGUUUAAAAUCCAUAUACAUCGCCAUUCCAUCAUCUUUAUUCCACUGAGUUGCGUUCGUCGCCGGUUUUGGCAUAUUAGUAUCUAACCCUUUAGCACGUAACGCACAUUUUAUUUGGAAUUUCCACUGCUUGAAAUUGGUUCCAUCAAACUUUUCUAGUUGAAUACCUUUGACUUCCAUUUUGAGGUUAUUUCAAACGUGUUUCAAAAAUUGCAACACAACUUAAAUGAUUUGCUCUUUCUUUUCUCACAGACGUUGUCUGGGCCCAUAACCUAUUAAGUUAUGGGUUUUAAUGAUAACAGCGAUUAUUUAGCACAAACUUAUCUUUAUUGAUUCUAGAAGCACAUUGCCUUUACACACCGCGUACAAGAAGAAAAAAAAACACAGACAAAGUACAGUGUUGCCACAAUAGUGGCAUAAGUAAAAUUCAAGUUAAAUUUUCUAAUAUAAAUCUAAUAUAUGACUUACUUUGGAAGAUAACAAUGUUUUCUUUUCCAGAACCGUCUACUUCCAAAGAAUAUAACACGGGAGAUAAAAGGGAGUCUGAUCCAAGUGAGCGCAGUAAAAGAAAUCAAGGGUCUGAUAUUUCUAUGCCAGGACAGGCUUUGUUGGUCACACCUCGGAAACGCAAACUUUUGAAGCGUUUACAACAAUACAAAAUUAAAAAUUCGAGUUUAAAGAAAAAACUUGAAGAAAUCAAAAAUAUUGAAUCGCCUGUUUUAAAAAGAUUGGUUGAAUCUGGUUUCAAAAAUCAAAAACUUAAAGCACAUGGGAAAAGGUGGACAAAAUUGAAUAAGAGAAUGGCUUUGGCAAUAUACAAAAAGUCGCCAAAAGCAUAGAGAUAUCUGAGCCAGCUCUUGCCUCUGCCUAGUAUUCGUACAUUGCAAAUUGUUUUAGAAAAUAUGAAGCUGGAGCCAGGAAUCGACCCACAGGAAUUGGAUUUGAAAAAAAAAGAAGAAUUAUCUGAUAAAGAACGAACUUGUUGUCUGUUAUUCGACGAAAUGUCUCUAAAAAUACGGCUCAUUUACAAUCCCUCAACAGAUCAAAUAAGUAGACUUAUUUAUUUUGGAAUAUUUAUGUAACACAUAAUUUUUUAUUACCCGUUAUUAGUAAAAAUAUAAACGCUAAAUUAAUAAUAAUAUAAACGGGAAAUGUUGUUAAUCUGUGUUAUGUGUAUUGUAUUUUUUUGUGGUAUAAAAACUUCUGUUUUUUUUGUAUUUCUGUGUUAUACUGUAUAACACAGAAAUACAAUUGAUUAAAUCUUUACCAGAGAAGGCAAUCACAUCGCAAAUCUCUUUAGCGAAACAAAAAGCCACUAAUGUCAUUAGGAAUGGUUUGCGCCCAUUUUUUAAUAAUAAACUUAUUGAUGAAUUGAAACAUCAUUUGUUUUCCGUUUAUAUUGACGAAACAACUGAUGUUAGCGUCACAAAGCAACUAGCGAUACUAGUAUUUUGUAACAAAAGUAGAUGUGAUCGACGUAGUAGAUUGCCCUGACGGGACCGCUGUGGAUUUGUACACACAAAUGAUUAACACGCUUAAAGAAAAUAAUGUGCCUCUGCAAAACUGGAUAGGCUUUUGUUCUGAUACAACUGCAGUCAUGAUGGGACAGCAUCACUCUGUGUCUCAACUAAUAAAACAAAAUUAUCCUCAAAUAUUCGUGUCAAAAUGCUCUUGCCAUAUGAUACAUCUGGUGGCAAGUAAGGCAUGCACUAAGUUAAACAACUCUUUAGAGGAUUUGUGCCGCAAUGUAUACAAUCAUUUUGGGAGGAGUCCUAAAAACUGUGCUGCUUUCAAAGAAUUUCAAAGCUUCCAUGAAGUCAAACCUCACAAAAUUUUGAGAGCUUGUCAAACCAGGUGGUUGUCGCUUCAAGCAUGCGUGCGAAGAAUUUUAGAACAGUGGGUUCCAUUGAAGAGUUACUGGAGAAUAUACGAAGAUCCAACACAUGCAAACUGCCACACUCUUCAAACCUUGGAGAACCCUUUGAUAAAGAGCCAAAUGCAUUUUGUAGACUACGCUCUUGGAAUGUUUAAUGAUUUUAAUUGCAUGUUUCAAGCUGACUAUCCUAAGUUCUCAGAAUUGAAGACUCAAACUGAGGAAUUAAUCAAAACAUUGGCAUUAAAUUUCAUGAAUAGAAAUUAUGUUAAACAAACCCCUGCUAACCAAAUCAAUCCUUAUCAGUCAGAAGAACAUCUUGAAUUAAAACGUAUUUAUUUAGGUGUGGAUGCGACCUGUUUAUUAACAGAGAUCGACAAGAAAGAAGAGAGUGAAGUUCAGAAAAUUUUUCAAUCAGCAAAAUUGUUUUAUAUUGAAGCGAUCGUACAAAUCAAGAAACGAUUUAUAUUUGAAGAUGUGCACAAUGAUUCGUCUUUUUUAAACCCGAAAAAUGCCAUUGAUUUGCAUCCUACAUACAUCCUAAAUUACAUUCCAUCGCACAUUGCUAUAGAUCUAACAGAGCUGGACAAGGAAUGGAGAAAUCAAAGUCUCCUUGCCGAUAUGGACUGUAAUGAUUCCAUCGAUACGGUAAGCUAUUGGAAAAAAAAUGUUUGAAAAAAAAAAUGUUGACAGCAGAUGCAAAUUCCUUCAUUUGCCAAUUUUGGUGAACUAUUUUAUGUCACUGCCUUUUUCCAAUGCUGCUGUUGAACGAUUAUUUAGUGAUCUAAAAAAUAUCAAAACAGAUAAACGCAAUAUGCUCGAUAAUGAAACGGUUGCAUCAAUCCUUUGUGUAAAAUCUGGCUUUAAAAGAACGGGAACAACUUCUGUACAACUAAUGAAAAAUCAGUUGGAAAUACCACAACUCAAGUUUGUGCAGUCAAAUGCAACGGCAAGCCAAUCGAAAAACAUUAGACUUAGCAUGAAUAAAGUAUAACAAAAC